ACCUAGGUUGCUCUGUCAUCAACCGGCAGCUCUAGCUAUAGGUUGCUGUUGAAUAAUUUACACUGCGACUUCCUUGCAGGACGAUCGACAAAAUGUAUGCCGUGGACGCCCUUGGUGUGGCACCUGCCGGCACGCAGUCGAGUGAUUUACAGAAAAACUGGAGUUUCACAACAUUAGGUUACAAGGCGCCCAUCAUUCCCGGUGCAGUGGCGGGCUACAAGCUACUUCACGAGCGAUUCGGCAAACUGCCUUGGGCCGACCUGUUCACCGAUGCGGUCGCCUUGGCUGACAAGGGCUUUAUCGUCGGGCCCCGCUUAGCUGCAGCCCUGAAGAGGAACAAAAAGGCUCUGACCCUCGACGACAAUGGGCGGACUGCAUUCAUCGACCGCGGGACCGGAGAAAUUGUGGCUGGGGGAACUCCGCUUACGCUUCCGCGCGUUGGAGUGGUUCUGCGACGAAUAGCAAAAGACCCAUAUACGUUAUACUCUGGACACCUCGGACAAGAGCUGGCUGCCGAAUUUCAGAGAAAUCCGGAUAAGGCAUACAGGGCCGGCUACAUAACGUGGGAUGACCUCCAGCGUUACAGGCCCCGCUUAAUGGACGCGCUGAGUGCCGAGAUAGGAGAUGGCAAAGUCUUCCACACGGUUCCUUUCCCAGGCAGCGGAGCCAUCGUGGGGAGCCAUACUGGAGAGAUUUAA
Messenger RNA from Dermacentor silvarum, 698 nucleotides. RefSeq lists its product as uncharacterized. Bases 93 to 698 code for a protein of 201 amino acids. The record is from RefSeq and is a predicted model, not a curated record. Lineage: Eukaryota; Metazoa; Arthropoda; Arachnida; Ixodida; Ixodidae. Gene Ontology annotation, biological process: glutathione catabolic process. Gene Ontology annotation, cellular component: plasma membrane. Gene Ontology annotation, molecular function: glutathione gamma-glutamate hydrolase. The transcript has 4 exons.